GAGCCAACCUUGCGUUCACGCCCUCACUUUGACGGACAGUGGCAAAGUGAGGAAACUCGCCAGUGAAUGAUCAAACGAUAUCUCCCAUUUUCCCGCCCCCCUGGCCUUCAAUCGCCCUUUGUCAGGAUUGCUCCAACCCCUUCUCGAUACCUUAAAUCAACUGUUACCUACGUCCCACCCCAGGCCUGGUCAAAAAUGUCUGCCCCGCUUCCGCUAACUCCAGAUCUCUCAAAUACUCGUCCUCAACGCCGCCAGCAUGAUGGCAACUCUUCUCGAAACCAAAAACGCCGCCGGUUAGAAAGGGCCCCGAAGCCCGUCAAAGAGGGCGGAGCAGAGGAGGUUCUCCAGGCGGACAUUUCUUCCUUGAUGUCGACCUUGGGUCUCACACAGCCGGAAGUCCCUUCUUCAGCGCAGGACCUCCCUCCGGAAUUUAGCGAGAUAGAGCUCACGAUAAAAACGCUCUCGUCUACCGGCGAUGGUCUAGCAGAGCAUAACGGGCGAAUAUACGUGGUUCCAUUCUCUAUUCCCGGGGAUGUCGUCACAGCAAAAGUAAUUCGACACACAACUACCCACUCAAUCACCGACUUCCUCUCCGUGAAGAGCCCCUCCCAGGAUCGUGAUAAUUCGCUCAUCGGUUGCAAGUACUUCAGCACUUGUUCUGGCUGUCAGUUUCAGAUGCUCCCGUACGCAAAGCAGUUGGAACAUAAACGAAACGUGAUUCAGAAAGCUUACGACAGCUUUUCUAACCUUGAUCCGAAAUUGUUACCAGGCAUUGGAGAUACAGUUGGAAGCCCACUGCAGUACGGUUAUCGGACAAAGCUGACGCCGCAUUUUGACGGCCCGCGGAGAGGAGGAUUUAAAACUGGCGAUCCGACACCAGACAUUGGUUUCAUGGUUAAAGGUCGGAGACAAGUGUUGGAUAUUGAAGAUUGCCCUAUCGGAACAGAUAUUUUGAGGGAAGGGAUCAAAACUGCUAGGAAAUAUGUAGAGGAGAACCUCCAUACUUACAAACGCGGCGCUACCAUACUACUUCGAGAAAGCACAACUAGGAGACUAAGAGAGGAAGGCGAAGCAGGAAAUACGAAAUGGGUGGAAGAGAAAGAAUGUAUCACCGACAACAAUGCUCAAACUACGGAAUACAUCGGGGAUUACAAGUUUGUGAACCCGGCCGGAGCUUUCUUCCAGAAUAAUAAUUCCAUACUGCCAGCUGUAUGUUUCCCACAAUUUAUCAUGAUCGUGUCAUUUCACUGAGUCACUUAAUUUCUCUUAUACCGUACUAAUUAAUGAAGUUCACGGAUUAUGUUCGCUCGAAACUACAUUACCCAGUACUCACCACCUCUCCCGAUGGCACCAGAACCAUCACUUCUACACCCCCGAAGUACCUAGUAGAUGCCUAUUGCGGAAGUGGCCUCUUUUCGAUCAUCUGUGGCAAAGAUCUAACAGGCGUAAUUGGGGUGGACAUCGCCGCCGACAGCAUAGCCUACGCAAGUUCUAACGCAGCUGCAAACAACAUCGAAAACGCCCGCUUUAUCGCCGGCAACGCGGAAAAAAUCUUCGAAUCAAUAGACUUCCCCGGCACCGAAACUAGCGUGGUCGUCGACCCCCCGAGAAAGGGUUGUGAUAAGUUGUUUCUGGACCAACUUUUGGAAUUUAAACCGAAGAGGGUGGUUUAUGUCAGCUGCAAUGUGCAUACUCAGGCGAGGGACCUGGGGUAUAUACUGAGUGGGAAGGGUGGUGGUUAUAGAGUUGAUGAAAUUCGGGGAUUCGACUUCUUUCCGCAAACGCACCACGUUGAAGGAGUCGCUACUCUUACAUGGGUUGGCGAGGAAGGGAUUGCAAACCUACUAGAGGAAGCUAAUGAUAAGUCAGGAGAUUUACUAUGA
This is a messenger RNA of Tuber aestivum (summer truffle), 1883 nucleotides long. Lineage: Eukaryota; Fungi; Ascomycota; Pezizomycetes; Pezizales; Tuberaceae. The record is from the annotation of a GenBank genome assembly.